Messenger RNA from Carassius auratus (goldfish), 5088 nucleotides. RefSeq names its product dual specificity tyrosine phosphorylation regulated kinase 3 (gene dyrk3). The coding region runs from base 857 to 2602 and encodes 581 amino acids. NCBI's taxonomy places the organism in Eukaryota, Metazoa, Chordata, Actinopteri, Cypriniformes, Cyprinidae. The transcript has 3 exons. Gene Ontology annotation, cellular component: nucleus; cytoplasm; cytoskeleton. Gene Ontology annotation, molecular function: protein serine/threonine/tyrosine kinase activity; ATP binding; protein serine/threonine kinase activity. The record is from RefSeq and is a predicted model, not a curated record. Gene Ontology annotation, biological process: peptidyl-serine phosphorylation; positive regulation of cell cycle G2/M phase transition; peptidyl-threonine phosphorylation.
AUGACGUCGCGCUGGGCGAAGCUGAAGACGCUCUUAGCAACAAGCUAAGAAACCACUGAUCUAUACGCGCACCAUUACGAGACGGAACGCGCAUUCAAAACACUCAGACGAUUCGCGAGAAGACUUGUUUGACAUGUCGAAAGUGUUUGGAAGGGAUUGUGAGUUCAUUUGACCUCCUUGUUUUUAUAGUAAAACCAAGGUAGGCUUAUACUAUCUGGAAAAGAGGAAACGCUAGCCUGAGCCUUAGCUGCCCGCUGGACUGUGUGCUCGCGCUGGUAUGACUCUUCUGUUCAAACCAACAUCACAAUAUUUAAGAGAGGGGAAGAGUUGAGGUGGUCGACAUCCGUUUAAUGUUUGGGCUCAACCUUAUUGUGCUUCAGGGAGACAGUUUGUCAUGACGCUUUUGUUUCCUCUGCAACUUUGAGUCUUCUUCAUCAUCAUCAUCAUCAUCAUCAUCGUAACUAUCGAGGACGACCGCUUCUCACCACCAUUAUUUGGUCUCGUCUGAUGCAUUUGUGAAUUUAUUCACGUCUAGCUCCAUUACCAAUGGGUUCGGACCUUCUUGCUGGAAAUACAGAUACCUCUGUUACACUACUUCUCUAGACUUGCACUACAUGUGGUCAAAUUGAUAAGCCUCGUGAAAAAGGGCUUAAAGGGGAUCAUGCAUGAACCCUGCAACACUGUGAAAUCGUCUAUCUACCCUAUGAGCAUCUGACAAGCUUCACCUAGGAUAUGAGACUCUGUUGAUAGUUUAAUAACUAAGAAGGACACUGCAUUGUUGUUUUGGAUGGAUCUUGCUUUAGUGAAAACAUUUUUCGGAGGAAAAAUAAAUAUUUGAUGUUGACUGCAUGCAGCCAUGAUAUUGAGCAGAAAACCAGAUGGCCCCAUAACUGGAGCUCGCCACGGGGACAGUCUGUAUGACUCCUACAUGCGCACCGAUCACAUUGUGAACCAGGACGCUGAUGUGAAUGGGCAGAGUCCCUCUGGACUGCCCCCUCUCCCCAAACACACUGGCGUGAACAAGCCUACAAUGAAGGAUCACCAAGCAAUCCGCGGAGGACAGGUGAAGGUGAAAUAUGUUUACGAGGACACCUACAACCGCAAACUUAAUGGUGUGAGCCAACACAAUGCCACAAGCCAGGUACCAGCUAAGCCCCAACCUGCUGUCUCCAAAGAGAGAAGCGUGGACAGCAACAGCUCUGUCAAGUCCACGGAGAGCUCAACAAAAGUCACAAAGCUCGGCAGCCCAAUGACCCCUGAACAAGCUCUCAAGCAAUACCGGCAGCAACUGACUACCUUGGAGCAGCAGGAGAUCCACAACUAUCCUGAGAUCCAUUUCCUGGGACCAAAUGCCAAGAAAAGGCAGGCAGUAGCCGGGGGCACCAACAACAGUGGAUAUGAUGAUGACCAGGGCGGAUACAUCCACGUACCACAUGACCACCUUGCCUAUCGCUACGAGUUUCUCAAGGUGAUCGGCAAAGGUAGUUUCGGACAAGUGGCGAAGGUUUAUGACCACAAGUUACAGCAGCACCUUGCUUUGAAGAUGGUGCGAAACGAGAAGCGCUUCCAUCGGCAAGCUGCUGAGGAGAUCCGAAUUCUGGAGCACCUGAAAAAGCAAGACAAGACAGGCAGCAUGAAUGUAGUCCACAUGUUGGAAAAUUUCACCUUCCGCAAUCACAUAUGUAUGACUUUUGAACUGCUUAGCAUGAACCUGUACGAGCUCAUCAAACGCAACAAGUUCCAGGGUUUCAGUCUCCCGCUGGUACGCAAGUUUGCACACUCUAUUCUCCAAUGCCUGGAAGCUCUCCAUCGCCAUAAAAUCAUCCACUGUGACCUGAAGCCAGAGAAUAUCUUACUGAAGCAGCAAGGCAGGAGUGGGAUCAAGGUCAUUGACUUUGGCUCCAGCUGUUUCGAUCACCAGCGUGUCUACACGUACAUCCAAUCCCGCUUCUACCGUGCGCCCGAAGUCAUCUUGGGAUUGCGAUAUGGUAUGCCUAUAGACAUGUGGAGCUUUGGUUGCAUUCUGGCAGAGCUGCUUACCGGAUACCCUCUGUUUCCUGGUGAAGAUGAAGGUGACCAGCUGGCCUGCAUGAUGGAGCUACUAGGUAUGCCACCUCAAAAACUGCUGGAACAAGCCAAGCGUGCCAAGAACUUUAUCAGCUCCAAAGGCCACCCACGCUACUGUACGGUCACCACACUUAGCAAUGGCACCGUAGUCCUCAAUGGGAGCCGUUCUCGAAGAGGAAAAAUGCGAGGUCCCCCAGGAAGCAAGGAGUGGGGGGCAGCCCUCAAAGGGUGUGAUGAUCCCACAUUCAUUGACUUUCUGAAGAAGUGUCUGGAUUGGGACUCUAGUACUCGGAUGACACCAGUUCAGGCCUUAAGACACCCCUGGCUCUACAAGAGAUUGGCCAAGCCUGCACCUGGUGGAGAGAAGUCCACAGCACCCAAACGGAUCACCGAGCACAGCACCUCUUUCCCUACUAUCAUCUCCAAGGUACCCCCUGUCAUGGGCUCAACCAACAACAAACUGCGGACCUCCAUGAUGGGUGACUCCACUGGAACUAUACCUUUUCGCACAGUGCUGCCAAAGCUUGUUUCAUAGAGAUUCCUUAGCUUUUCAGGGAUAAAGACGUGUAGCAGUUUUAGAAGUGGACCCCCCCCCCCUGUUUUGGUUGGUUUUUCUAAAUGAGUGUCAAAACUUUCAGAGUUUCAAUUUUUAAUGAAGUUUAACAAGCAAAAACAAUUUUAUACAGCGAUAAUGUGUUUUUAUCAAAUGGCCUUCAGCAUGUAAAAUGCAAAGUUGACAUCAGGGCUGUUUUAUUUACACCUUGGUCUUGAAUUUGACUGCUGUUGAUUGGAGUGGGUGAAAUUUUGAUGUUGACUGCUCAUCCUGUCCUUUCUGAAGUUUACACUACUUCUGCUCAGACAAACCUACAUCUUUUAUAUCUUUAAGGGCUGUUUUGCUAAUAUUGUUUUCAAGGGCUUAGAGUGGAUUCAGUUUUAGGUCAAACAUCUGACUCUAAUCUUCAUUUAAAACCAUUUUAAAAUGUCUAGUUGGUGGUUUAAAGCCUAUGUUAUCAUCUUAAAAAUGAUCUUGAUCUAAUUUAGAUGAGCGCAUUUCUUAUUUUAACAGUGUCCUUUUCCAGUCACCUGUAUCCCAUUGUGAAGACAAAGUCUGUUUAUUAUUUGAGAAGCUAUUGCUUUGGAUAAGUUACCCUAGAACAAGAUGAAGAAAGUUAUAUUUGCUUGUAAGUGGUAGAGUAAUGCAGGUCACAGUGCUUUGUGAUUGCCAGGCCCAUUCCUGGCAUGUAUUGGUAGAGAUGGGCACUAUUUCACAAGUGUUGUAUAGGAACGUGUUUUUAUCAGUGCUGUUUUGAAAGAUAUUAGUCGGGUUUCGCUUGAAAGCAACAGGCAGUGUCACGUGUUAGUCUGUACAUGGUAGUAUGCAUUUCCUCUAAGCUGCUGGUGGGGGAAGGGAAUUGUUAGCUAUAUUUUCAAUAACAGUGUGCUGUUUGCAAGGAGAGAUGAAGGAUAUAGCUACUUCAUAAGCAUAUUCAAAAUACUAGCUAAAAAUGGUUGAAGAUACAUCCUUUGAGAUUAUAUUUGACCUAUGAACCUCUCCCUUGUCCAGUCAUUUUUAAUGUUUAGUUUUUAGUAACUAUUCUUGCCAUAUAUAAAACAACAUGACUAAAGAUAGUCCCCCUCCCCCAGAGCUUAGCAUCAGUACAUAAAGUGGUUAAUUACCAGUGACUCUGGUUGAUAGUGUAGUCUGAUAUCUCUUCAUAGUGGCAUACCACAUUGUUCCCUUUCACUCUAGGUUUACAAGAGAAUCUUGUUCUUUAUACAGCCGAGCACACAGCACAUUCACCCACCCACAAUGGCACUGGUCAAUGUCUGCAUUUUGAGAAUUUGUCCAUGUGAACCCACUAUCAGGACAAACAAUAUAUGCAUUUGGUUGUUGGUAAGGUUUUUGUAUGAUCUAACGUAAGCAUGUUUUUUUUUUUUUUUUUACACUGCCUCACUCUUUCUAUCUGUGAAUUGAACACAUAAUGUUUAGAAGCUGAUUUUUUUCUAGGUAAGACACUAAUAUUUUAAAGGAGUGUGAAAAUGAAUGGCGCUUAACCCACUGGCCCUGACAGGUGUGUGCAAAGCAUCUGUGUGCUACCUGGACCAAGUGGAUACCAGGCAAAUAGUUGUGAAAGUCCUCUUAAUUGGAAAAAAAACAUUCUCUUCACGCCUCUUUCUCAGGUUUUAACCUUUCUUUGGGGUUUAAUAGACGUUUAUAAAUGAUUCCACACACCUAGUGGGUGUAAAGAUGGUGAUGUUUUGGCUCUCAAUAAAGCUGGGUUUCAAAAAAGCUUUAUAGCUUUAGAGAUGAUGGUGCUCAAAUUAGACUAUAGACUCCAAACAUCUAUGGUGUCUUUUUCCAUUCGUAAUACUUUUUGGGUUCAUACAUGGUCUCCUGCAAAGUUUGUUGUUCUGCGUAUUCUUGGAAUACAUCAGGGAAAAGUGUCCAGGCAAAAGUGUUUGUAGUGUUGUUUUUCUACCUCUUUCUUGCUUGUGAAAUCCAUCUUGUAGAGAGAUCUCUACCACACAAAUAACAGCAUCUCGCUCCACAUCUUUCUACUGAAUUUUUCACCGAAGCACCCGUUCAGUUAGUUGUCCCUUUGAUGUUUGUCUCGAUGCGUGGGCCCCUCGGUUUGGAGGCAAUCUAGUCUUGUGCCUUUAACUGAACACACUUGACUAAAUCAACGCUAAGCACGGGAUGACUAAUGUUUCUCUUCCAGCUUUAAUAGUCAGGUUUUUGUAUUGCUUUUGUUUCACCCUUUUAUAGAGUUUUUACUGUUGCUCAUGUUUUAAAGAGAAGUGAAAGAGAUGAUGUAAUUUUCCUUCUAACUUUGUCUCUUGGCUGUUGGCUAUGUGGUUCAGAGCAUGAUAAUUACAGAACGCAUGAAAAUAGGUGAUAAAGUGAAACAGGAGUAAAUGACAAGAUUUAAAUAAUGACAAAGUGUGUUUAAGCAACCAAAUGAGCUUGUAUUAGUUUCUUUUCUAAAAAAAAAUAAAAUAUUACCAGCCUUUUGUUUGAAA